Molecule: messenger RNA, 3453 nt
Organism: Pectinophora gossypiella (pink bollworm)
Lineage: Eukaryota; Metazoa; Arthropoda; Insecta; Lepidoptera; Gelechiidae
Gene: bel
Product: ATP-dependent RNA helicase DDX3X
Exons: 13
Coding region: 185-2371 (728 amino acids)
Biological process (GO): gamete generation; cell differentiation
Cellular component (GO): P granule; nucleus
Molecular function (GO): RNA binding; RNA helicase activity; ATP binding
Source: RefSeq, a predicted model, not a curated record
UCUAGUGUCUAUAGCAAAUCCGUGUGAAGAACAAAAACUACGAAUGAAAAGUGAUUUCGGAGAAUAAUUGAAGCCUUUUCAUGUGAUUUUGUGAAUUUGUGUUUGUGCAAAAUUAAUUGUAAACUGUGUUUGUAUAGUACUUUUGGAGCAAAGUUCCCAAAAAAACGUACCGCUUGGUAGUAAUAUGAGUAAUGUUACCAACCAAAAUGGAACAGGUCUAGAGCAGCAGCUUGCUGGUCUGGACUUGCAGCCUCAGGCUCCUAAGAGUGCUGGCCGCUACAUCCCCCCGCAUCUGCGCAGGUUGCAGGCCAACACUUCUCAAGGAGAAGAGUCUAAGCAUUCCAGCUUAGACAGUCGUCCUAGCGAGUCGAGGGACGUCCGUUCAUCAUUCGGAGGCAGCUCUAGAGGUUACGACCGUGGUGGUCGGCGCGACGACCGCGAGCGUGACCGCGACCGUGAACACGAUCGCGGCUACGAUUCGCGAUUCCCGCGCAGGGACCGCGGUCGUGAAUCCGGAUACCAAAAUGGCGAUACAGACCGAUGGGAGUCUGGCGGCGAGCGGUGGGGCGCGCGCGAGCGCGGGGGCGGGGGCGGCGGGCGCACGCGCGAGGCGGGCGCGGGGGGGCGCGCCGAGAGGGACGACGAGGAGCCGCUGCAGCCGCGCAACGACCGCUGGAAGGAGCCCGAGCCGCGCGCCGACGAACGCACCAACUCGCGCUGGGCCUCCGACGACGUCCGCCGCACAAGCUCUCGUAGGGACGAGGUAAACUCACAAACUUACGAGAAUGACUGGACGAUCCCGCUACCUCGCGACGAGCGGCAGGAGUUGGAGCUGUUUGGCACGGGCAACACAGGCAUCAACUUUUCCAAAUACGAGGAUAUACCGGUGGAGGCUAGCGGCGACCGCGUGCCAGACUUCAUUACCAGCUUUGAGGAUGUUAACCUGACGGAAAUAAUGCGCUCGAACAUUACCCACGCUCGCUACGACAAACCGACGCCGGUGCAGAAGUAUGCGAUCCCGAUAGUGCUCGGUCACCGCGACGUGAUGGCGUGCGCGCAGACCGGCUCCGGGAAGACUGCCGCGUUCCUCGUCCCCAUACUCAACCAGAUGUACGAGGCUGGACCCGUUAAGCAUAUGGGGCCGUACAACCGACGCAAGCAGUACCCUCUGGGCUUGGUUCUGGCUCCGACACGCGAGCUCGCCACCCAAAUUUAUGACGAGGCUAGGAAAUUCGCCUACCGCUCCCGUGUGCGACCCUGUGUCGUGUACGGCGGCUCCCCGAUACAUGAACAAUUCCGCGAGCUAGAGCGCGGGUGCCACCUGCUGGUCGCGACGCCGGGCCGGCUCGUGGACAUGCUGUCCCGCGGGCGCGUGGCGCUCGACCACUGCCGCCAUCUUGUGCUCGACGAGGCCGACCGCAUGCUGGACAUGGGCUUCGAGCCACAGAUCCGCAAGAUCGUUGAAGGGCACACCAUGCCCAAGACCGGCGAGCGACAGACCCUCAUGUUCUCCGCUACCUUCCCCAAGCAGAUCCAAGUGCUGGCGCAGGACUUCCUCUUCAAUUAUGUUUUCCUCGCUGUCGGACGCGUCGGGUCUACCUCCGAGAAUAUUACCCAGAAGGUGGUCUGGGUAGAAGAGUCACAAAAGCGCUCGUUCCUUCUGGACUUGCUGAACGCGUCCAACUUGCUGCAACGCUCGCGCCCCGAGGAGGACCAACUCACCCUGGUGUUCGUUGAAACCAAGAAGGGUGCGGAUCAGUUGGAAGAGUACCUGGACACGGAGGGGUACCCGGUGACGUCGAUCCACGGCGACCGCACGCAGCGCGAGCGCGAGGAAGCGCUGCGCCGCUUCCGCUCCGGACAGACACCCAUACUUGUUGCCACCGCCGUCGCUGCUAGAGGCCUGGACAUCCCCCACGUCCGUCACGUGAUCAACUUCGACUUGCCGUCCGACGUGGAGGAGUACGUGCACCGCAUCGGUCGUACCGGCCGUAUGGGCAACCUCGGCGUGGCCACCAGCUUCUUUAACGACAACAACCGCGGCCUGGCGCGCGACCUGGUCGAGCUACUCGUCGAGGCCAAGCAGGACGUGCCUAACUGGCUGACGGACACGGCGGCGGACGGGCGGCUGGGUGGCGGCGGGCGGCGCGCCGGCAGCCGCUCGGGCGGCGGCCGCUUCGGCGGCAGCGGCUUCGGGGCGCGGGACUUCCGCACGCAGCCGCGCCAGCAGCCGCGCUCCGCCGGACCCUCCUCCAUGGGAUCCAGCUUCGGCUACGGCGGUGGGUCGUACGGCGGCAACUACGGCGGCUCGUACGGCGGCGGCGGCGGCGGCGGCGGCAACAGCGGCGGGCCCGACUGGUGGGACUCCUAAGUCCGCAGCCCGCACCGCCCUCGCCCCAGCGGCCCGCCUCGCCACGACACUACGUAAUGCCCCCAUACACGUGACCCUACCCCAACCAGAAACAUCUUGCAGUCCCCGAAACCGAUUUGCCUAUAAUGUGAAUCCGUUUCAUCCGUCACAUCUAAAUUAUUUUCGUUUCCUAUUAUGUUGAUAGCGUCAGUGUAUGCGGGUAUUAUUAGUUUUACAGACCCACUCCGCGUUUAUAUCAUAAGCGAUGUAAAACGUUUUAGAUUAAUAUAUUUCAUUUUAUUCGUAUAUUGUGCCUCGAUUAUGAUUCAUAUUGUUGUAGCUCUACAACACAAUAUCCCAGUUCUCUGUCCAGUAUACAAGCUAAAUUUAUAGUGCAUGACAAUGAUUUGUAAUGGAGGCACGAGAGAUCGGACUGAAAAUUCACCCGUGACUAUGUAACGUUAAGUUGUUAAUGUUUAUACGAUGGAAGAGAGCGGUGCGAGAGAGACGUGCGACGUGUGAGGGGCGCCGGCGCCGGAGAAUCUCAGGUGGACCGCGCCGCGCGCGCCCGCUGUUUCUUAAUAUUAUUCUCUUCAUAGAUUCACCAUGGGCUUAACAAAUGUCUGUGAAUUACCUAUCCGCUAGAGCGAUCCUCGUAGAUCGCCGCCUCGCGGAAUAACCGAUUAGCAUAAAUUAUUAUAACGAUGACACAUUUCGUUUGCGUCACCCCCGCAGUGACGAGCAUGCGUUUUAUCAAUUUUAAUUAACGAUUAUGUGAGAGUAGUCGGAUUAAUAUAGAAAUAUUUUUGAUGUUUGAUCUGUAUCGUGAAUGCGUAAAAUGAAUCAUGUAACUGUGUAUUUCGGAUCGCGUUAUUUCUGACGGUCCUUGCUGAGUCACCUUCUGACACUGGAGUUUCAAGCAUUUAUGCACCCCUAAGUCGAUGUAGAAUUGACGCAGUAGAUUUUAGAAAUUGAAUAGUACCGAUACAGUAUCAUAGUAAAUAAUAAAAUUUUAUCUGUAGAAAUCCCGUAUAGUAACAUCUGUCAUCAACGUGGUCUAUAAUUUGAAUGUGAAUUUACCAAUAAAAAUUUAAGAACCAGGA